AUGGCGAACGCCAUUGAGACUGUAUUGGGAAUCAACAAUAUCCUUCAAAAGGACGAUAUCAAGUGGCAUAAUCUUCCAACACCAGAAGAGCCAAAUGAGCCUCUUCCCCUCCGGUUUCUUACCUCCCCCGAGCUGUUUUAUGUCCGGAAUCACGGUCCUGUACCUCAGGUCCUCGAUGAGGAUAUUCCGAACUGGGAAUUAAGCAUUGAAGGGCGAGUGACCAAAUUAGUCGAGAACCCAAUAAUUCUGGACUUCCGAGAGAUCCUGCAAAAGUACGAUCAAAUCACAGCCCCAAUCACUCUCGUCUGCGCAGGUAAUAGACGCAAAGAACAAAACACAGUCCGCAAGUCAAAGGGUUUCUCAUGGGGUGCCGCCGGCCUCUCAACCGCCUUAUUCACGGGACCUAUGAUGGCUGACGUUUUGCGCACGGCGAAGCCCACACGACGGGCAAAGUAUGUGUGUAUGGAGGGAGCAGAUCAAUUGCCAAACGGCCAUUAUGGCACAUCGAUCAAAUUAAACUGGGCAAUGGAUUUCAACAGAGGUAUCAUGUUAGCGCAUAAGAUGAACGGCGAAUCAUUGCGACCGGAUCACGGCCGUCCUUUGCGUGCUGUUGUUCCCGGUCAGAUUGGGGAACGGAGUGUAAAGUGGCUUAAAAGGUUGAUCUUGACGGAUCAACCGAGUGACAAUUGGUAUCAUAUUAAUGAUAAUCGGGUGCUGCCGACCAUGGUGUCCCCCAAGAUGUCGGCACAGGAUAAGAAAUGGUGGACUGAUGAGCGAUAUGCGAUCUAUGACCUCAAUGUGAACUCGGUGGCGGUUUAUCCUCAACAUGAAGAGAUUUUGGUUCCUGCCUCGGCUGGACCAACAUAUACUGCCAAGGGUUACGCAUAUACUGGGGGUGGUCGAAGAAUCACAAGGGUUGAGGUAUCUUUGGAUAACGGGAAGACUUGGCGACUCGCCGAUAUUGAAUAUGCAGAAGACAAAUAUCGUGGGUGGGAGGGUGAUCUGUUUGGUGGCAAGGUCGACAUGUGGCAGCGAGAGACUUGUUUCUGUUGGUCUUUCUGGUCACUGGAUAUCCCAGUGUCAGAUAUAGAAGACAGCAGAGCAAUGCUAGUCAGAGCCAUGGAUGAGGCUAUGACUGUCCAACCGCGAGAUAUGUACUGGAGGGAAGUUAAUUUGAAGUUUGAACACCCGACUCACCCUGCGAAGGCUGGGGGGGUGGAUGGGGAAUGUCAAGAAGACAGGGGCGAUUUGAACAAUGGCCACUGGGGCGAGCGUUUUGAGGGUGAAGUUCCUGUCGAGCCAGACCAUGUGAAGGAAAUCAAUAUGAAGAAAGAAGGAGUCAACCGAGUUGUUGACUUACAAGAGCUGAAGUUGAACACCAGCGCUGAGAAGCCUUGGUUCGUGAUCAACGGAGAAGUCUAUGAUGGGACAGCCUUCCUGGAAGGUCACCCCGGGGGAGCAAUCAGUAUCACUGCCUCUGCUUGUCUGGACGUCUCAGAGGAUUUUCUUGCCAUUCACAGUGAGACGGCUAAGAUGAUGAUGCCCGACUACCAUAUCGGCAGCUUGGACAAGGUGUCCCUCGAGGCACUGCAAGUCAACGCCUCCGCAGUAUCCGACGAGCCCCGCCCGAUUUUACUUCAAUCUCGAGCCUGGUCUAAAAUCAAGCUGUCAGAGGUGAAGAAUGUGUCGUGGGAUACCCGGAUCUUCGUCUUUGACCUGGAACACGGGAGACAAACCUUGGGUCUACCGAUCGGCCAGCAUUUGAUGAUCAAAGUCCCGGAUCCUAUCACUCACGAGGCAAUCAUCAGAUCAUAUACCCCGAUCUCUGAAACAAACAUGGAAGGAAAGAUGGAGCUGCUGGUGAAGAUAUAUUUCCCUUCCGAUACGAUACCAGGCGGCAGGAUGACCUUGGCCCUGAACAAGCUUUCCCUGGGAGCAGAGAUAGAGUGCAAGGGCCCAACAGGACGGUUUGAGUAUCUUGGACACGGCCGAGUCCUUCUCGGCGGCAAAGAGCGUGAGGUGCGCUCCUUCAAAAUGAUCUGCGGAGGGACUGGUAUCACGCCGAUAUUCCAGGUGUUACGUGCUGUGAUGCAAGAUCCUCAGGAUCCUACCGCCUGUGUUGUGCUCGACGGGAAUAGAUUGGAGGAGGACAUCCUAUGCAAAGCUGAGCUCGAUGCCUACGUUGCGGUGGACAGUCGGAAGUGCACUAUCGUGCAUACUCUGACGAAGGGCUCGGAUGAUUGGAAGGGCCGGCGAGGCCGUAUCUCCAAGGAACUGCUCAUGGAACAUGCGACUCCCGGGGAAGAAAGCAUGGCGCUUCUCUGUGGGCCCGAGGCGAUGGAGAAAUCAGUUCAAACAAUUCUCCUUGACCAAGGUUGGAAGGAGUCAAAUCUUCAUUUCUUCUAG
Molecule: messenger RNA, 2406 nt
Organism: Penicillium maclennaniae
Lineage: Eukaryota; Fungi; Ascomycota; Eurotiomycetes; Eurotiales; Aspergillaceae
Gene: niaD
Product: nitrate reductase NiaD
Exons: 7
Coding region: 1-2406 (801 amino acids)
Molecular function (GO): heme binding; molybdenum ion binding; oxidoreductase activity
Source: RefSeq, a predicted model, not a curated record